Menidia menidia (Atlantic silverside) is the source of this 5984-nucleotide messenger RNA. The record is from the annotation of a GenBank genome assembly. NCBI's taxonomy places the organism in Eukaryota, Metazoa, Chordata, Actinopteri, Atheriniformes, Atherinopsidae.
UUGUUGUGACUGCCGUCCAGGGAACAGCGUAGUGCAAUAUCAGGUCUAGUUUGCUGAGGACGCAGUCGCUCGCUCGUCUUUCUGCGCUGAACGGAAACGGACUGACCUGAGUGAGGCCUGGGUUUCAUACGCAGGGCUAAGGUUAAAGCGGGAGAAACUUAUUCAGAAGAGGCGAAUCUGCAAAAGCGCUGCGUAAAGACGCAUGCAGAAGUUGUUCAGGGUGCCACAGCAGAACCAAGGAGGGACUCUGAAUCAAGGGGUACGUUCCUUUCUCACCAGUCUGUAUCAGUCUCAACAUAUGGGAUCCUUUUUAAUAUUUUUUAGAACGAGUGAGAGCAGAUUUUUGUAUAGGAGUCCCCGUUGUCCUGUGACAUAAACCGUUUUUCUACCUGUUUGGUUUCAAUACUCCGCGGAUUUCUGAGCUGCUGGCUGCUGUGGACUUUACCCCUGGAAUCACAGCAUUUUCCCUCGUUCACCAGGAGCUCCAGGCAGCUGCCGCUCAAAUCGCUAAUCUAUUUUUUUUUUUUUUGGAUGGAUUUAUCACUUCGACUUUGACUUCUGUCGGAUACACAAAAGCCACGAGAACUGUUCAUAAACUGCUGUUUGGGAAAGGAUAGCAGAGAUUCCAAAUGAGGAUUUCACUAAUCCCUUGUGUCAACCCGGACAAGGAGUGAUAUUGCCUCUGGUUCCAGUCAUAUCCGCGAGGACAAACCGGGAGGAAAGGAUCCAAAUUUAGACACUCUGUGGGCUCCUGAAGCUGCCAAUGCCUCCAGGCUUCCAACUACUGUGAUGGCAAGGGUCUGCUUGUUCUGUGUUCUCCUCUUCUAUUUGGUGGACAGUGUGGCAGCCAGAGCUAUCGAUGAAAUAAGGAUUAAAGAUCUCCGAGUAUCCAGGCCUCUAAUUGUGCCAGGUUACCCAGAAAAUACCACAGUGGUGGUGGGAGGGCAGGCCAAACUUGUAUGUAAAGUUCACAGGCCAGCAUCUACCAAGGUGCAGUGGCUGAAGACAGAUGUCAGCAGCCAAGGGUGGGGCCAAGGAGGGCCACCUCUGAUCAAGGCCCUGACGCCUCUGCAGAAUAAUGGGUCAAAGGUGAACGCUCUACAUCUUUCCAAUAUUACCUUGGAAGAUGCAGGUGAAUACGUCUGCAUGGCUGAGACCAUCCAUGCAGGACAGACGGUUCAUGCCAUGCAGUCAGCAUGGCUGGAGGUUUUGUCUGGUAAUAUCAUCUCUAAAACUGUGGCUCUUUCUGCUGAGAAAAUCCCUUCAGAAGUUGUGGGGGACCUGAGCGAUGACACCACAGAGCAUCUCCUGUUGGAACCAGGUAAUAUCCUGAAGCUGCGCUGCGACAUGACCACACGGCCUGGCAUGGCAGUUAACUGGUAUAAGGAGGGACUCCGGCUUCUGCCCACACCCCGUAUCCAGAUGCGGGGUGCAGUCAUGGAGAUCACUGACGUGAUAUAUGAGGAUUCAGGCAUCUAUGUCUGUGUUCUUCGGGGAAGCAAAGAUCCAGUGAGGAACUUUACUAUCACUGUGGCAGACACGUUGGGGUCAGGAGAUGAUGAUGAGGACAAUGGGCUGGAGGACUCAUCAGCUGAGACUGAAAAUGACCAAGUGUACUUCCCCAGGGGCCCCUAUUGGACCCACAUCCAGCGUAUGGAAAAGAAGCUGUAUGCUGUUCCUGCAGGUAAUACAGUGAAGUUUCGCUGCCCUGCCACAGGCAGCCCAAUGCCGAGCAUACGUUGGCUCAAAAAUGGACGUGAAUUUAGAGGAGAGCACCGCAUCGGAGGAAUCAAGCUAAGACAUCAGCACUGGAGCCUGGUGAUGGAGAGCGUCGUGCCCUCAGACAGAGGAAACUAUACCUGUGUAGUGGAGAACAAAUAUGGCUCCAUCACUCACAGCUAUGUUCUCGAUGUUUUGGAGCGCUCCCCUCACAGGCCCAUCCUGCAAGCAGGUUUACCUGCCAACACCACAGCCGUGGUAGGCAGUGAUGUUCAGUUCCACUGCAAGGUCUACAGUGAUGCCCAACCACACAUUCAGUGGCUCAAACACAUUGACAGAAACGGCAGUCACUAUGGUCCUGAUGGGUCUCCCUAUGUUCAGGUCCUCAAGACUGGCAGCCUAAACAUGUCAGAUGUGGAGGUUCUUUACCUGACCAAAGUUACCAUGGAGGAUGCUGGACAGUACACCUGCCUGGCUGGAAAUUCCAUUGGCUUUGCCCACCAGUCUGCCUGGCUCACUGUCAUUUCAGAGGAAGAAGCAGUAGAACCAGUAGACACCAUGGAGACCAAAUACACUGACAUUAUUAUUUAUGCCUGUGGAUUCCUGGCUUUGAUCAUGGCCAUCAUCAUUGUGGUGUUGUGCCGGAUGCAAGUCCAUCCCAGAAGGGAGCCGUUUGAUGCCCUUCCUGUCCAGAAGCUUUCCAAAUUCCCUCUUCGAAGACAGUACUCAGUGGAGUCUAACUCGUCAGGGAAAUCCAGCGCGUCCUUGAUGAGAGUAGCUCGGCUGUCAUCCAGCUGUUCACCAAUGUUGGCUGGAGUCAUGGAGUUUGAGUUGCCCUACGACCCUGAUUGGGAGUUCCCAAGAGAGAAUUUAACAUUAGGAAAACCUCUGGGAGAAGGCUGCUUUGGUCAAGUGGUCAGAGCAGAAGCCUAUGGCAUUAACAAAGAUUGUCCUGACCAAGCCUCCACUGUGGCAGUUAAGAUGCUCAAAGAUGAUGCCACAGACAAAGAUUUAGCAGACCUGAUUUCAGAAAUGGAGCUUAUGAAGGUAAUGGAUAAACACAAGAACAUCAUCAACCUCCUGGGAGUCUGCACACAAGAUGGUCCUCUGUAUGUGCUGGUGGAGUAUGCCUCCAAAGGCAGUUUAAGGGAGUACUUGCGAGCCAGGCGACCUCCAGGUAUGGAUUAUACCUUUGAUGUGACCAAAGUGCCCGAGGAGCAGCUCACCUUCAAAGACCUGCUAUCCUGUGCCUACCAGGUGGCCCGAGGAAUGGAGUACCUGGCCUCUAAAAGGUGCAUCCAUCGGGAUUUGGCAGCCAGGAAUGUUUUGGUGACCGAAGACAAUGUGAUGAAGAUUGCUGACUUUGGCUUAGCCAGGGGAGUCCACCAGAUUGACUACUACAAGAAAACCACCAAUGGACGUCUUCCUGUUAAGUGGAUGGCACCAGAGGCUUUGUUUGACAGAGUCUACACACACCAGAGUGACGUGUGGUCAUUUGGUGUCCUCAUGUGGGAGAUUUUCACAUUGGGCGGUUCCCCAUAUCCUGGGAUCCCAGUUGAGGAACUCUUCAAACUUCUAAAAGAAGGACACCGCAUGGACAAACCAUCCAACUGCACACAUGAACUCUACAUGAUGAUGCGAGAAUGCUGGCAUGCUAUUCCCACCCAGAGACCAACUUUCAAACAGCUUGUGGAAGAGCUGGACAAAGCUCUGCUGUCCAUCUCUGAUGAAUACUUGGACCUGUCGACACCUUUUGAACAGUACUCUCCUUCGUGUGAGGACACAUCCAGCUCCUGCUCCUCUGACGACGACUCAGUUUUUACCCACGAUGCCUUGUCCACUGACCCCUGCCUCCUGGGCUACCAGGAUGUCCUCUCUCGGAUAGACAUGAAGGCAGCUCUCUGAUGGGCACCGAAAUCGAUUCAUACAGAAACAACAACAGCGUGGCAAAACACUGCUUUGGGCUUUUAAGUAAACUGACACCUCAGCAUGGGUCUCAAUUGGAAGGUCCACAGCUGCAUUUUUAAAGUUAAGUUAAAGGUUCUAUUCUUAUUGGACCUCUAUCGUGGCACCAGCGGCGCCCUAAGAAAUAAGAAGGCAUUUGUACAUGAACAUAGAAAUAUAAACACACAUUCAAACAUGGACAUGAGAUGUAUGCACCUGGAGCACUGAGAUAAACAGGCUUCAUAAUGUGGAGGUUUGGAUAAAAACGUUACAGCACGGGCAGAAGAAUGAACAGAAGAAAAUGACAAGUAGAACUUUAAACUAUGAGUUCUGGCAUUGUGCCCAUCAGCGGUUGUAACGUUGGAAAACUUCGGCACUAAACACAACAGAAGAGAGCCUGGUAAUCGAAACACCUUAAAGUGGUGAUGGACAAGGAUCUCCUACAUAAAAUCUACCCAAAACCAGGACUUAAAAGAAAUUAAUUUUGCUAUGGUAAAAAACUAAGAAAUUGAUUUUUGAGCAUAAAUCACUCUAUAUAAGAUUAAUUUACUUGUGUUGCUUAUUUAAAGAAAACAGUCUUAAAUCUCAGGAUUUCUCAUGCUAAGACGUUGCUGUAGUGGCAGCAAAAGUGCCUGACCUGAUGAUUUUCUGUGAAUAUAUUAGAUUAUUAAGAUAUUGUAUGUACAUAUACAGCAGAAAGAUGAUUGCCUUUUAUAAAUUAUUCUGAAUGACACAAAAAUGAAGGUAUUGAGUGCAGAAGGAGGGAUACAUUUUAUCUUAAAUUUCCAAACCAGCUGCAGUGGUUGCAUUGUUUUCAAGUUCAGGUUUCUUUCCAAAACAUUCAUUUUUAUCUAAUGGCCUGCAAUAGUAUCCCACAAGAUUGGAGUCACUCCCAAUUCCCGAACUAACAGCAGAUGAUGUUAAAAAAAACUGUCUUACAUAAACAUUUUGAAAAAAUAACCCCCAUAUUUGAAGUCGUUGAUAGACCAAGAAAUGUUUCCAUUUGCAAUUUAAGUCACAAGUGCUUAUGGUCACAAGAACUUAUGAACUAAGCCUUUAAACAUGGCUUAAACUCGGGGAAAUCUUGGAAUGAAACCUUCCAUUUGUCACAUGGCAGCAGUCCUUUUCCAGCUCCAGUCAAAAAUAACAGUUUGAAGGCACUCAGCUAUUGUUUCUUUUGUUGGAUAAAGACAGAUCUCCAAAAGCCUCAAAGCAGCAAAAGCUAUGAGAGAGACCCGUUUGCACAUUUUAACAAACACAUAAAGAUCAAAACAGUGUCACAUGCUCUUCUUCUUAAAAACAUUGUAGUAUUUUAGUCCAUAUGAACACUCAGUCAGAGACAGGCUGUCCAGGGUGGAACUCCUGAAAAGAGGACAGACAGUUUUGCAUGAGGACUCUGUGGGGAGCUGGCCCAAGCCCACUGUCACCACUAACAGAGAGGGAGGGGGAUUCUGAAUGUGAAAGCCUGUGUGAUUGAUUUCAAAUAGAAGAGGAGGAGGAGGGACUUUUCAUUGUUUAGCUGUAACCCUUCACCCAGCUCAAUCUGUUGGCGAGGGGUCCUCAGGUCUGCAGCCUAGCUGGACAAUGAAGGCUUUGCAGGCUUAAUGGGUGUGACUACAGACCAGAGGGAAUUAUGGGGUGAUGGUGUGGGGUUAGCUUGGGCUUGUGUGCAAAUGAAGGAGCCCUUAUUAUGGUAAUGUCUCCUCUUCCUUCCCAAAUGUACCUAUCUUUGUCCCCAUAGCCACCAUCUUUUAAAUUACAAAUCUUAAUUCAGAUUGGCCACUCUGCAAACACUGUCAGGAACAGCUGUAGACAAUUCCUCUGUGGGCUAAUGUGCCAACCAGUCUGCCUGCUGAAUUCAACUAGACAAAACAAUUGAGACAUAAGCAGAACAACCGUUGUCGGUUGUGCAGGCAGGAAUCUUCAAAAAAUGGAUAAAAUGGUUUGAUCAGCAUCUUCCCCCUGUUCUCUGACCACACAGAUGGCGGUUCUGUAUGGUCAUCCUCAUAGUAGUGAUGGUUUAAAACCUUAAAAAAAUGGAAGGUUUAAUUUCAAAUUCAUCAAGAUGUCACCCUGCCGUUAAAGUUUCAACUAUUUAGUCAAAACACAUUUAAUGUAUUUGCUCUCUGCAUUUUGUUUGCAGUUUAUAUCAAAAUGUAUUUUCAUUCUUACAUUCCAGUUGUCGGCUCUUCUCCCACAUACCAACUGUAAAACAUCUAAACGUUCUUAAACAUUUCCUCAAGAGAAUUAUUUUAGAAAUACCUAAUUUAUUUGUUUAUUGUUUUGUUUUUAUAUGGAAUAAAGUAUAAUUUAAAAUAAAA